This is a messenger RNA of Spodoptera exigua (beet armyworm), 708 nucleotides long. The record is from the annotation of a GenBank genome assembly. Lineage: Eukaryota; Metazoa; Arthropoda; Insecta; Lepidoptera; Noctuidae.
AUGAAGUACGAAACGGUAGUAAAAUUAUGCUGCUAUUUUGGCAGCGUCCUGCUUGUGACCAUUAAUUACAGCGGUAGAAUAAAAGACGGGGCCCAACAGGGCCGAUGUUCAGACGGGGUAGAGGAGCAGACAACCGCACCGCAGCCUUGGCCUAGAGCAGGAGAAGUAACAGAGGAUUUUAAGUCAAGGAGUUACCUAGAAACGUUUGGGUACCUGAAGAAGGGUCGGCCGGAGGUCGGUAACCUGCAACUCAUGAACAACGAACACGAGUACGAAGACGACUACAGGAUCGCCAUCAAAACGUUACAAGAAUUCGGUGGUAUACCAGUGACGGGUGAGAUCGACAAGGCGACAUUGAUGCUGAUGAAGCAGAAGCGAUGCGGACGACCAGACAGAGAAGAGGAUGAUGACGAGCACAGGAGAAAGAAACGGUUCGCAGUCCAGGGAGAGAAGUGGAAGUACACCAACCUGACUUGGAGUAAUAAGUACAAGCGUCAUAUUGCGGACUAUGAGUCCCGCAGUAUUUUUGGACAAACCUAUGAAGGUUCGUACAUAAUUGAUUCAACUUUAUUUUUCGUACCAGUAGCAAAGGUUGCAAUGAAGUGCGGAAUCAGAUGCAAGCGAACGCGACUGGGUGCAAAAUGCAAAUUCACCGGCCGCACCGCGCCGCGCCGCGCCGCCCUAACAACACAGAACAGGCGGACGUAA